Molecule: messenger RNA, 3154 nt
Organism: Neodiprion fabricii
Lineage: Eukaryota; Metazoa; Arthropoda; Insecta; Hymenoptera; Diprionidae
Product: N-acetylglucosamine-6-phosphate deacetylase
Exons: 8
Coding region: 368-1573 (401 amino acids)
Biological process (GO): N-acetylglucosamine catabolic process
Molecular function (GO): N-acetylglucosamine-6-phosphate deacetylase activity
Source: RefSeq, a predicted model, not a curated record
AGACGACCAAUGAUCAAAUCUAUGUCGUUGUAUGAUUUUUGUGGUAGUUAUCAAGUCCAGAUUAACUUUGUUCCGCAUCUGAGAGCAAUGUUGAAAAUUUCCCAAUUCUGCACACAUGCAAUGGUACCAACCAUACGGAGAAUGCCGCUGUUGAUCAUCAGCGUAGUGUGGUAAUACUGAUGGCUCUGUUCGUAGCUUCGUACCACUGUGUGUUGUGAUGAUACUGUCACUUACUGUCACGUGGAUAUCGCGGGCAGUUCGGAUUUUUUUCCAGAUGCAAUAAGGAGAAAGAGAUAACAAUAAUUGAUGGGCGUCGAAGAAGCAACAGCUUACUGGCAACCCGGUUUUAUUCUUGCUAGAAUUUGAAAUGGCUAAAUCAUCCAACAAGAAGUUAUUGAAACAGUUUUACAACUGUGAAAUCCUACGUGAUGGGCAAAUUGUUAGGGAAGAUUUGUGGGUUAGGAAUGGAAAGUUCGUUAACCCGGAAAAAAUUUUUUACGUCGAGAAAAUAAUGCCAGAUGUUAGGAUUGAUUGUGGCAAUGCUUUGAUAUCACCUGGAUAUAUCGACCUUCAAAUAAAUGGUGGAUUUGGCGUUGAUUUUUCUCACGACGUAACUACUGUAGAAUCUGGCAUAAAUAAAGUAGCCAAAACCCUGCUGGCUCAUGGUGUUACCUCUUUUUGCCCUACGCUGGUAACUUCGCCUAAUGAAACCUAUCAGAAGGUUUUGCCCAAAAUUAAAAAAAGAAACGGUGGCUCCGACGGGGCAACAAUAUUGGGUGUCCAUGUCGAAGGGCCUUUCAUAAAUCCUAUAAAAAAAGGAGCGCACGAAGAAAACUUUAUAAAAAAGUUUGACAAGGGUCUACAAUCUUUGCUAGACACGUACGGAAGUUUGGAUAAUAUUUGCUACAUUACAUUGGCACCUGAACUGCCAAACUCGUCGAUUGUUAUUAAAGAACUGCGUCAGAGAAAUAUCAAAGUCUCUGUUGGACAUUCCAUAGCCAAUUUAAGCGAAGGUGAACAAGCUGUUAAGAAUGGUGCUACUUUUAUAACUCAUUUAUUCAAUGCAAUGCUGCCGUUUCAUCACAGAGAUCCAGGUUUGGUAGGUCUUUUAACGUCAAUACGAAUACCACAAGAAAAAAUCGUGCACUAUGGGAUCAUAGCAGAUGGAGUGCAUACGCAUCCAGCAGCCUUGCGUAUUGCUCAUCGAACACAUCCAGAGGGCUUGGUCCUUGUGACCGAUGCUAUAUCAGCAAUGGGUCUUGAAGAAGGCGUUCAUCAGCUUGGACAACUUACUAUACAAGUUCGUGGCGGAUGCGCCUACAUUGCAGGAACAGAUACUUUGUGUGGAAGUAUUGCAGAAAUGUCCAAAUGCGUACGAUUCUUCAAGGAAGCUGCAGAUUGUUCAACGGUUGAAGCUCUGGAGGCUGCCACGCUGCACCCAGCAAGAGCGCUUGGUAUAGAAUCUACUAAAGGUGUUUUGAACUUUGGUGCUGACGCAGAUUUCGUACUGCUUACUUCAGAACUCGAUGUAAUAUCAACCUGGAUAGCUGGUGAACGAGUGUACUCUGUGUAAUAUUGUGAAUAAAUCAGGGACUGACCAAAUAAGUGAAUAUGUAAGUAAGGAAACGGUUUAACAAAGGAAAUAGUACGGUUAGUAUCACAGCAAAUUUUACCUCAUUCCAUCGAUUAAUGAGAAUUUUUCUAAUUAUAAUGGCUGUGAAUUCUACAUCACCCUUAUUGCUUAGAAUGACAAUGGAAAUUUAUUUUCAUACAUGAAGAAUUGAUACUGUUAUGAUGAUUAAGCAAGAGUGAUUUAUCCUAAUCAAACAAACAAGUCGAAUUUAGUCUAUAGUUCCAUCUGGAAUUCUUGUGUCACUGGAAUAUGUGCGUUGAGUGGAUCAGGUUUCCAAGCAACUCAAAUCAAAAUCUGAACAAAGUAAUUGGUCUCUGGGUCAUUAAUGCAAUUGUAAACACGAUUACUCAGAAUUCUUCGGAAAUAUGUUAGACUUGCGAAGUUCAAUACGUUUGAAUACGUGAUGACGAACCUUUUAAUGGAAUUUAUAUGCUACUUACUUUUAUAGGGUGCUCAAAUGGAUUAUUGUUAUUGGGAAAUAACAUGCAAUUUUUAUAAUAUAUAAUUGUUUUAUAUAGAAUUGAAUUAUUUCACUUUAAAUAAAUGUGAAUUUUAUGUACGAUUGAUGACAUUUUACCUUUGAAAAAAAUCAUAAAUCCAAUUUGUGCAGGUGUACAAACAGCCACAAAUGAUUCUAUGAAUAACAAUAUGGAAAACAAAAAUAAGCACAAUGGUUUACAAUGAAAAAGUUAAAUUAUUUUUAUUAUUUUUUUCUGUAUAAUCGUACCCUGGCAAACUACAAGGGCGUUUGAUGCGACAAAUUUUGUGGAAUGUUUACAGAAUUACAAUUACAACUGAAAUUGCAUACAGACAGGAUAAUAUUCACUUAUAAACUGCUGACAUAACAGGGACAAGAAUUUUUAUGGAAAUGUCUGCCUUGUGGUAUUACGAAAUGCAAAAACAGAAAAGAAAAUACACGUGAUUGCUCUACCAAACUUGACAGAAAUAUUUUUUUCUCAAUUGAUAAACUGCUCAGCAGUACAUAAAGGAAUAGAUGCAGUUUAAAUUAUCUACAUUAGCCGUAUUCCUUUCAUUAAAAUUUAUCUGUGCAAUUGAGAUUUUUUACAAUUCCUAGGCCAUAGCGUUUACGCAACAAAUAUUGAGUCGGAAGUGUGUAACUUUGCUGAUCUCAAUUCAAAGGGAUAUAGCUUAUACUGAAAGCAAAUAAUACAUAUUAUACUAAACUUGCGGAAUAUGUUCGUAAAUAUGCACUGUAAAUAUUUCUUGCAGCCCAACUCUAAGCACUGGUUUACUUUGCAGAAUAAAAUCUUUUGUAAAUAAGAGUCUCGUACGAGUUUCCAUAAAAGAAGUCGCUGUUUUUGUAGUAAUUAAACGAUAUCUAGAUGUUCAGAUAACAUUAACUGGAUUGUGAUUUACGUUGUAAGAGUUAUGUUGGAGUUGGGCUGCUUCUCCCGUCAACAAAACAAUAAAUUUCGCUGAAUAUGUACCCUUUGUCGAUUUGACUUUAUUUUAUAAGUAAACGAUUUCGCACUUAUAGAUAUUUCUAACACUCGGCACGGU